AUGGCUUAUGCAAUUGCACACCAUGGAAAGUUCGUGAUCCUUGAGAUACAUAUGAGCGGAGGUAAAGUAAUCUGGUGCCGAAGGGACUCGUACCGGUACAUCAAGGAGUACGGUGGCAAGCCCUCUAUGCCAUUGAUGCCUAUCAAUGAGGCUGAGGCAUCACGCUGUUUCGAUAGACAAUUCAUCAUCCCCGUGUUCCCAUACACCGCCGGGCAUAUCAAUCUCUCACUUGGCUCUGGCGGUGCGCAAAUGACUUGCCGCCGGGCCUCCCGAGUAAGUAAUGCUCUGUGGGGUGAGCGAAAUGUGCAAGAGAGUCGUUUCGCCGCGGCGAAGUCGCUGUAUCUUUGUGAGAAGGCCAUCAGCGACGGCGAGCUUGGCGCACAUGAGCAGGUCCACGAGCUCACGCGGACGCUACUAGGUUACGAGCUGGACAUUGAGAGUACGCUUCUAACAGCACUGAGGGAAGAUCAAUAUGGGAGUUCUCAUGGCGAGGUCAAGAAGAUGGCGGCGGUUGAGGUCGACUUGAGUGAAACAGCGGGUUAG
Messenger RNA from Coniophora puteana RWD-64-598 SS2, 543 nucleotides. RefSeq lists its product as uncharacterized. Bases 1 to 543 code for a protein of 180 amino acids. The transcript has 5 exons. Lineage: Eukaryota; Fungi; Basidiomycota; Agaricomycetes; Boletales; Coniophoraceae. The record is from RefSeq and is a predicted model, not a curated record.